GCCAGGCCCAGCAACUGGAGCCGGGCCUCCGCCACCAGAGGCUGGCGAGUGCUGUCUUCGUGAGCCGGCAGCCGGGCAAGGGGCUGUGGGAGGGAGCGGUGGCCUGCGCUGUGGCCAUGUCUGUGUCUGCAGCGGGCCAUGGUCCCGCGAACCUGAACCAUCAGUCCGGGCCCGGCCGGACACCCGUGACCUCCCGGGGGUCCGGCAGAGGGCAGUGACCGGCAAUCUCUGUGCUUCCUGACCCCUUCCCCUCCCCGAGAAACAGGAGAGCCCAAGGGAUGGCUGCUGACAUGCAGAGGAAGAGAAGCAACGAAGGCCCUGAUGGCACGUUGGCUCCUUCUGAUAGGCAGAGUGUGGAGAGAGCUGAGAGCCCCACACCAGGACUGGCCCAGGGAAUGGAGCCAGGUGCCGGACAGGAGGGUGCCAUGUUCGUCCAUGCCCGUUCCUACGAGGACCUGACUGAAUCAGAGAAUGGGGUGGCUUCUGGGGAGAGCCCCAAGGAGGGUGCUGGCGGUCCCCCACCUCUGCCUACAGACAUGCGCCAGAUCAGCCAGGACUUCAGUGAGCUGAGUACCCAGCUGACGGGUGUCGCCCGAGACCUGCAGGAGGAGAUGCUUCCAGGAAGCUCUGAGGACUGGCCGGAGUCCCCAGGGUCAGCAGGGCGACCAGCCACAGAGCCCUCAAGGGAGGGCACUGGUGAAGGGGAUGAGGAGGAGACUGCUGAGGCAUGGCGCCUGCACCAGAAGCAUGUCUUCGUGCUGAGCGAGGCGGGGAAGCCUGUGUACUCCCGCUAUGGGUCAGAGGAGGCACUUUCCAGCACCAUGGGUGUCAUGGUGGCCCUGGUGUCCUUUCUGGAGGCUGACAAGAAUGCCAUCCGUUCCAUCCAUGCAGAUGGCUACAAGGUAGUAUUCGUGCGCCGGAGCCCAUUGGUGCUGGUGGCGGUGGCCCGCACGCGGCAGUCGGCACAGGAACUGGCGCAAGAGUUGCUCUACAUCUACUACCAGAUCCUGAGCCUUCUUACGGGCGCGCAGCUGAGCCACAUCUUCCAGCAGAAGCAGAACUAUGACCUGCGGCGCCUGCUCUCGGGCUCUGAGCGCAUCACGGACAACCUGCUGCAGCUCAUGGCGCGAGACCCCAGUUUCCUGAUGGGGGCGGCGCGCUGCCUGCCCCUGGCGGCGGCCGUGCGCGACGUCGUGAGUGCCAGCCUGCAGCAGGCGCGCUCCCGCAGCCUCGUCUUCUCCAUUCUGCUGGCGCGCAACCAGCUCGUGGCGCUUGUGCGCCGCAAGGACCAAUUCCUGCACCCCAUCGACCUGCACCUGCUCUUCAACCUCAUAAGUUCCUCCUCGUCCUUCCGCGAGGGCGAGGCCUGGACGCCCGUGUGCCUGCCCAAAUUCAACGCAGCCGGCUUCUUCCACGCACACAUCUCUUACCUGGAGCCUGACACGGAUCUCUGCCUGCUGCUCGUCUCCACCGACCGUGAGGACUUCUUUGCAGUGUCUGACUGCCGCCGCCGCUUUCAGGAGCGCCUGCGGAAGCGCGGAGCGCACCUGGCGCUGCGGGAGGCACUGCGCACACCUUACUACAGUGUUGCCCAAGUGGGCAUCCCUGACCUGCGCCACUUCCUCUAUAAGUCAAAGAGCUCGGGACUCUUCACCAGCCCUGAGAUCGAGGCCCCGUACACCAGUGAAGAGGAGCAGGAGCGGCUGCUGGGCCUCUACCAGUACCUGCACAGCCGCGCCCACAAUGCCUCCCGCCCACUCAAGACUAUCUACUACACGGGCCCUAACGAGAACCUCCUGGCUUGGGUGACAGGCGCCUUUGAGCUCUACAUGUGCUACAGCCCCCUGGGGACCAAGGCGUCGGCCGUCAGUGCCAUCCAUAAACUGAUGCGCUGGAUCCGCAAAGAAGAAGACCGCCUCUUCAUCCUCACGCCCCUCACGUACUGAUGAGAAUGUGUGUGGGCUCAGCCCUGCUAGGCACACCAGGCUGUGGAAGCCAUGGGAGCUUCCAGGUGGGGCUGGCCUCUCUGGCCCAGGCAGCAGGCAGGGACUGUGGGUUGGUGUGUGCAUUAAAGUGCUUUGGGGAAGACA
Messenger RNA from Mesoplodon densirostris (Blainville's beaked whale), 2090 nucleotides. It is a transcript of the gene MON1A, whose product is annotated as MON1 homolog A, secretory trafficking associated. The transcript has 6 exons. Gene Ontology annotation, biological process: protein targeting to vacuole; vesicle-mediated transport. Lineage: Eukaryota; Metazoa; Chordata; Mammalia; Artiodactyla; Ziphiidae. The coding region runs from base 279 to 1946 and encodes 555 amino acids. The record is from RefSeq and is a predicted model, not a curated record.